CUCUCUCUCUCUCUCCAAUGCGGGAAAAGUGCUUUCAACGGGACCCUUUACCUUGUUGAACGAGCAAAAGCAUUCAAUCCCGCUCGUUUUCGUUUCCAGUUCGAUCGACAGGCCGAAGAAAGAUCCGGGUUUUGUUUCUUUUUCUUCGUGCGGCGAGGAAAUGGCCGAGCUCAUGAGCAGAUCGGGUUUGUUCUCGUCGCGCCACCAUCGGGUCGCCGGCGAAUGCGGCGUCUCCGUGUUCCCCAGAAGCUUCAAGGCUGGCAAAUUGGCGGGGUUUCAGCUCAGGCUCCGCCCCGUCGCGAUGACGAAGCCGCCGGGGCUGAGAUCUCCCGUCUCCAGAUCGAGGAGCAGCGUUUUCGGCGACGGAAUCGUGCACAAGCGGCCUGAGUGCGUGCCGAAGAGAAGGCUGUCGCGAAAUUACUCCUCGAAUGUGCAGGGUAAUUUGAGGAUAGGGAAGGCUCAGAAAUGGUGGGAGAAGGGGCUUCAACCGAACAUGAGAGAGGUCAAUGGUGCGCAAGACCUCGUGGAGAGUCUGUUGAGCGCUGGAGAUAAACUGGUGGUUGUCGGCUUCUUCUCCCCCGGCUGUGGUGGAUGCAGGGCCCUGCAUCCGAAGAUAUGCCAAUUGGCGGAGAUGAAUCCGGAUGUGCAGUUCCUUCAGGUGAACUACGAGGAGCACAAGUCCAUGUGUUAUAGCCUCAACGUUCAUGUUCUCCCGUUUUUCCGAUUAUAUAGAGGUGCUCAUGGCCGGCUCUGCAGCUUCAGCUGCACUAAUGCCACGAUAAAGAAAUUUAAAGAUGCAUUGGCCAAGCACAUCCCAGACCGUUGUAGCCUUGGCCCGACAAAAGGUCUGGAAGAGAAAGAGCUCCUGGCACUCGCAGCCAACAAAGAUUUAUCCUUCAACUACAAGCCGAAGCCAGUUCCUGUCACAGAGCACGAAGAAGCAGUGGCUGAACCUGUGGUAUCUCCUGCUCAUUCGGACCUUCCUCUCCCUGUUUCACUUCCCCUUCCCCAUCAACCUCUUCGGACCAAAAACCUUUGGCUAAUACAGCAAGAUGAGGUUGGCAACUAUAGUAUUUCGUCUUCAUCUCUCCUUUUCUUCUUGUACAGGCAUUUUUCUAUUUUUCUGGGCUUGUUUCUCUCUUUACAGUGCUUACAAAGCAAGAAACUGGUAAAGACAAUACAUAGGACUUAGAUAUACGUGUAUAGCCAGUGAUUAGCAAGCUGUGGAUUUAUGUUUUUUCGGAUCCAAGCUUGCUGUUCUCUCGGUACCUUAUAGAAUACCGGGUAGUUUGUGAGUGGCUUCUUGUUCCCUAGGGAAAGAAGCUGUUGUAACUUGAAGAUCCUAUCGUUUUAUAUUCUAAUGUAACGUGCCUUGCGUGUUCAUUCA
This is a messenger RNA of Eucalyptus grandis, 1387 nucleotides long. RefSeq names its product thioredoxin-like 1-1, chloroplastic. Bases 161 to 1192 code for a protein of 343 amino acids. The record is from RefSeq and is a predicted model, not a curated record. The transcript has 3 exons. NCBI's taxonomy places the organism in Eukaryota, Viridiplantae, Streptophyta, Magnoliopsida, Myrtales, Myrtaceae. Gene Ontology annotation, biological process: cell redox homeostasis.